Drosophila rhopaloa is the source of this 1761-nucleotide messenger RNA. Its product is annotated as luciferin 4-monooxygenase-like. The record is from RefSeq and is a predicted model, not a curated record. The transcript has 3 exons. Gene Ontology annotation, biological process: fatty-acyl-CoA biosynthetic process; long-chain fatty acid metabolic process. Gene Ontology annotation, molecular function: long-chain fatty acid-CoA ligase activity. NCBI's taxonomy places the organism in Eukaryota, Metazoa, Arthropoda, Insecta, Diptera, Drosophilidae. The coding region runs from base 87 to 1538 and encodes 483 amino acids.
UUAAAGCUUUUCCGCUCGCGAACUCGUUUUCGAUCUCAGUACUAGGCUUUACAAUUUUACUUUACUGGCAAGACAAGAUUAACAUAAUGCCGUAUCUCCCAGCAAGUUCCUACGACGCUGAUCAUAAGAUCUGGAUUGGUGAUCAAGUGAAGCAUUAUUUUGAUCCACACUUGUCCAUCGGAGAGAUCAUUUUCCAAGAGAUGCGGCGUCAUCCGCAGCUUAUAGCCCAGAUCUCGGCUACGGAGAAAACAGUGCUGACCAGAAAGGAGCUGCAUGCGAACUCGAUGCGGGUGGCCAGCUAUUUCCGAUCGGAGGGAAUACUUCCGUCCGAUAUUGUGGGAAUCAUUGGCCGGAACACUACCCACAUGUUGGCCGUAGCCUACGCCUGCUUCUUCAAUGGAACGGCCUUCCACUCGCUCAACACCGCCUACGACCGGAACACCAUCGAAAAUAUGUACAACAUCACCAAGCCACGAAUCAUUUUCUGCGAUGGGGAUGAGUAUGAGAAGGUGAGAGACGCCACUGCUCACCUGGAUGUAAAGAUAGUUACCAUGCGAAAUCAUCCUUCGGACUCCAUUCGGAUCGAUGAAGUUCUGGCCACGCCAAUCGAGGAAAACUUCCAGCCAGCUAAACUGGAGCAAGGCAACGAUCAGACUUUGGCCAUUCUCUGCUCCUCGGGCACAACUGGAAAUCCCAAGGCGGUGACCAUUACCAACAGUCGACAGAUCCUCGCGUCCAAUGACCAUCUGACCACCGCUGACAUCCAGUACUCCCACAACACCCUCGACUGGAUCACCGGCCUGCUAACCACUAUUACCUCUGGGGUAUUCAGCACAACCCGCAUCAUCGCCGAUAAUGUCUUCGAUCCCGCUUUUGCCCUGCGAGUAAUCGAGGAGUACCAGGUUACCUGGAUAAUCCAGCCGCCCUCCGCGAUGGCCAUGAUGAUGAAUUGUGCAGAGUUCGAGACCUCCGACCUGUCUAGCAUACGUUGCUUUUUGUUCGGAGGAUCUCGGGCUGCCGUGGAGGUUCAGCAAGCUAUUCGGAGUCGCCUGAGGAGGGACUGUCUGCAGUUUAACUAUGGAUUCACGGAGCUAGGCGCCAUGGCCACCAUCAACUUGCACUUUGACGAGAAGGUCGGCUCAGUUGGUCGAUUGGUCAGCGGUCUUAGGGCUAAGAUUAUCAAUGAUCAGGGUGAAUCACUUGGACCCGACGAACUGGGAGAGAUCUGCAUCAUGAACAAUCAGCACUGGUCGGGAUACUAUGGCAACCAAGAGGAAUCCCGCGCCAUUCGCGAUCCGCAGCGAUGGUAUCACUCCGGGGACCUGGGAUACAUGGAUCGCGAUGGUUUCCUCUACAUUGUGGAGCGCAAGAAAGAGAUGCUGAAGUACCAGAGCAUCAUGUAUUAUCCCAGCGAUAUUGAGGGUAUCAUCUCAGGGAUGCCACAAGUGGCAGAGGUCUGUGCUUUCGGCGUGUGGAGUGACAUCUAUGGAGACGAGGCUGCCGCAGCCGUGGUGAAGAAAUUGGGCAGCGAACUCUAGGCCCAGGAUGUUGUGGACCAUGUAAAGAGGCGGACGGAUUCCAAAUACAAACAAUUAAAUGGAGGAGCCAUCAUCGUCGAAGAUCUGAAGCGCAAUGCCAAUGGGAAGACCAAUCGAAUGGCCAACAAUGCCCACUUCUUGCAAGUGAAAAAUAGGAGUUGAAUGUGUUCGAAAUAGUUUACAUACUUAUUUCUUCUAAAACCAAUAAACUGAAAGGCUGAAA